GCCGGAUGCCCAGUAUCAACCCACCCUAUCCGUCUUUUACCCUUGUCAUGUCCAAUAACAUGGGCAGUUCUGGCACUUCUCGCCCAUCCGCAUAUCGCGGCUCCCACUCCGGGAGGUAUCAUCCAUACCCCCGCGCAUACCCAUUGCACUACGAAGACCAUAUGAUGACCGUUGAUUAUCGGUACAGCGAACCUCCGCAAGCUUGUCCGCGUUCGAGUUUUGCCCUACCGGCGAUCAUAGUUGAAGACUGUGAUCUUGAAAUAGAAGCCGGCGCCGCGGACGAUACAGACACCGCCGUCGAGCGUCGCGCCAGGCCCAAUAUAAAAAACAUCGGCGACUAUAUCUUGGCGUUCGUACUUGCCGUUCGGCGUAAAUGCCGCAGAGCGUUGACCGUCAAGAACAUCGAAGACGAACUCCGGUUCGAAUUUGUGAACUGACUCUGCACUCGUUCUUCUUGAGGUGAUAUCAAGCUCUUCGAGGGGGCAGAACAUCAAAAUCACCGCCACCUGCCACGACGUCUUACAUCCUUCCUAGCUAUUGUAUCGCUUUGAAAUGUCGUGUUGACACCGUAUUCCCGAUUUCUUGUGCUGGUCCAUCCAAUGCUGUAUAUAUACGUCCGUCCCGCUCGUCGCGUGGUCAGCGCUACACUGUAUCGUAGUCGUCGUUCCUGUUUGUGAAAAUUUUGUCGAUUGCGGUUCGUUGCACAAUCUAUGCAGUCCUGUCUU
Molecule: messenger RNA, 725 nt
Organism: Heterobasidion irregulare TC 32-1
Lineage: Eukaryota; Fungi; Basidiomycota; Agaricomycetes; Russulales; Bondarzewiaceae
Exons: 4
Coding region: 6-437 (143 amino acids)
Source: RefSeq, a predicted model, not a curated record